CUAGCGCUGUUUGUGUACGAGAGGAGUUUGAAACCGUCAGUUAGGGCCACAGAUUUGGGUCAGUGACAGGCUUUUUAUUUUUUUAUUUUUACAACCAUUUGCUGUCAAUGUGUAUUUGACGCUAUUGAAGAAUUUGCGACCUUACGGUGAUUUGUUUUGUUUUUGGAGAUGGGACAGACUUAGACUAUAAAUAGCCUAGUUAAAAAUAACUUUAUUUGAUUUUACAUUGAAUGAAUCUUGGACUUUUUAAAGUAAGGAAUCAUUUCAACACAGGUUAUAUUUGAUUUGUCCUCUCUUAACCCUCCAUAUAAUUGAGCAAAUAAAACAUUGGCUAAGCCAAUCACGGACUACACUGCUAUUCUCCGGCACUGUUCGAGAAUAACAGUAGCGCUGUCGUUUGCAACAAAAACAUUGAAAAGAGGAGAAAUCAUUAUUCGGGGUUGGUCACGUUUUUCAGGUGCAAUUCAUAAACUAAGAAGAAUAGGCUAGGAGUGUGAGGUGAUUUAUUUAACCAGCGCAAGGAACCAUCUGGUGAUUGCAUCGGCAAGUUUACACUCCUGCGUGCGCGUACGUACUAUCCCUAAACUCCUGUGGAAGGGAGGAGUAGAAGGUGUAGCAGCACAGUUGCAGUGGCCCUCUGAUAAAUGUCCACCUGCGCUGAAGUUUUUAUGGGUCUUUCUCUUCAGCCAAAGCUGCUGUAUGAGGCAGAUCUUCCAGCGUGGAUCAUAGCAACUUGUCAACUCUAACAGAGCUGCCCCAAGUCCACUCCCCAGCCAUCUGACAGACCCAACACACAUCAAAGCUCAGCUCAGUCCAACCCAACCCCUUUGACUCAUACCAUUGGGCCAUGGAGGAUUAUGACGUGCGCUCGGCCGCCAGUAUCCUGGCCUCGGUGAAAGAGCAGGAGGCACGCUUCGAGCGUCUGACCCGGGCCCUGGAGGAGGAGCGACGCAACGUCUCCCUGCAGCUGGAGCGUUCCAAUGUACCCCCCGACAGGUUGGGAGGGACUGGGCCUAGCGCUAACCUGCCACCCAACAGCCAACCCCUGGCCUGGCAGCAGGUGGUGAUGCAGGAGCAGAGCCCCAGUAACCAGACGUCUCUGGCCAUGAUGCAGGAGCCCCAGGAGAUGGUGGAGGAGACGGUCACCAUCGAGGAGGACCCUGGCACGCCCACCUCCCAUGUGUCCGUUGUCACCUCCGACGACGGCACCACACGACGCACAGAAACCAAGGAUAUGUCAACUAACCUGAAGGUGACCAAGGUGAUCAAAACCAUCACCCGCCGCAGGUACCUGCCAGUGACGGUCACAGAGACCCUGGUGGUGCCAGGAGGUUCCAUCACCCCGCAGUCCAAACCCAGCACCCCGGUGCCCACCCCUUCUCCCACCCCCUCCCCAUCAGAGACAGACCCAGUGACUAAGAUGGUGAAGACGGUGACCACGCGGACGGUUCGCCAGGUGCCCCUGGGCCCCGACGGCCUGCCCCUGCCUGAGGGCUCGUCCCCGCUGGGCAGCUACACAGACUCCAUCGACCGGCGCUACCUGAAGAAUGGCGAGCGCUACAUCACCACGCCGCAGGCCACCUCCACACUCACACGCUCCUACAACAACUACAACGACUCCUACAGCGACGCACUCCCCCCCGACGCUGGUGGGAGUCAGUAUGGUGGGCGCCACUACGGCCUCCAUGACGGCUACGGCAUUGGAGACGCAACGGACAACUACGGCAGCCUGUCCCGCGGAGUCAACUUCCGGCCACCCCGCUACCCCUACGCUAUGGCUAACAGCUAUCGGCCAGAGAACAGCUACGGGACCCUACCCAUCCGGAAGGAUGACUAUGGCCACGUGGCCCAGCCCCAGGUCCCCAUGGGCAGCAGCAGUGUGGACCUGAACCGUUCGCAGCCAGAACGCUUCCAGCCAGAGCCCUACGGACUGGAGGAUGACCGCCGCAGCCUGGGCCCCGAGGAGGAGGAGCCCUAUGACCUGGAGCCUGACUACUCCACUGCUAGCCGGCGCCAAGGCACGCUGCCAGGCACCAACCGCGGCAGAACCAUGAGAGAGCCGCUCCGCGACGGGCCACGCAUCAGGGGUUACGAGGAUCCCAUCGAGGCGGAGAUGAUUGACGAGCGACACCCCUACAUCCAUGGCAUGUACCCGGCCCCCCUGGCCCAGCCCGAGAGGGGGAGCAUGGCCAGCCUGGACCGCCUGGCUGGCCGCCGCUCACCCUCCAUCGACAGCAUCCGCAAGGACCCGCGUUGGCGUGACCCCGAUCUGCAAGAGGUCAUAGCCAUGCUGGGCCACCCCAUCGACCCGGUCAAGUCUAACGCCGCCGCGUAUCUGCAGCACCUGUGCUACGAAAACGACAAGAUCAAGAAAGAUGUGCGCCAGCUGAAGGGGAUCCCGGUGCUGGCAAGCCUGCUGGACCAUCCCAAGGCUGAGGUCCACCGCAAGGCCUGCGGAGCCCUGAGAAACAUCUCCUACGGCAAGGACCACGACAACAAGGUGGCCAUCAAGAACUGUGACGGUAUCCCCGCCCUUGUCCGCCUGCUGAGGAAGACCAACGACAUGGAGGUCCGCGAGCUCAUCACAGGGACCCUGUGGAACCUGUCUUCCUUUGAGCCUCUGAAGAUGGUGAUUAUAAACCACGGACUGCAGACUUUGACCAACGAGGUCAUCAUCCCCCACUCAGGCUGGGAGCAUGAGCCCAACGAGGACUCCAAACCUCGUGACGCAGAGUGGACCACCGUCUUCAAGAACACAUCAGGAUGUCUGAGGAAUGUGAGUUCGGACGGGGCAGAGGCAAGGCGCAGACUAAGGGAGUGUGAGGGGCUUGUGGAUGCUCUGCUGCACGCCUUGCAGUCAGCUGUGGGUAAGAAAGACAUGGACAACAAGUCUGUGGAGAACUGUGUGUGUAUCAUGAGGAACCUGUCUUACCAUGUUCACAAAGAGAUCCCAGGGGCCGAGAAGUUCACAGACCCGUCCGUUCUGCAGGCCCCGGGCUCUGCGGGCCCUCAGAGGAAGAAGAAGGAUGACGCAGGCUGCUUUGGAGGGAAGAAGGCCAAAGAGGAAUGGUUUAAUCAAGCCAGAAAAAACGGCGAGAAUGACAAAAACUACGAUACGCUGGAUCUACCCAAGCGCACAGAACCCACAAAAGGUUUUGAGCUGCUGUACCAACCGGAAGUGGUGAGGCUGUACCUGUCUCUGCUAACUGAGAGUCAGAACUACAACACUCUGGAGGCUGCCGCAGGGGCCCUGCAGAACCUCAGCGCCGGACAGUGGACCUGGUCCAACUACAUCCGUGCCACAGUGAGGAAGGAGAAGGGUCUUCCCAUCCUGGUGGAGCUGCUGCGUUCUGACUCUGACAAGGUGGUCCGAGCCGUGGCCAUCGCCCUGCGCAACCUCUCCAUCGACCGCCGCAACAAAGACCUGAUCGGGAGCUAUGCCAUGAGGGACCUGGUGAGUAACCUGCCCAGUGGUCAGCAGCGGCCAGCCAAGAACCUGGAGGAAGACACGGUGGUGGCCAUCCUCAACACCAUCCACGAGAUCGUGACGGACAGCUCUGAGAACGCACGCUCCCUCAUCCAGGCCCAGGCCAUUGAGAAACUGGUGGCCAUCAACAAGACAAGCCAAUCACCACGUGAGGACAAGGCCGCCUCCCACGUGCUGCAGACGGUGUGGAGCUACAAGGACCUGAGGAACGCCCUGACCAAGGAAGGAUGGAACAAGAGCCACUUCCAGCCUACAGCGACCGGCGCCCCUAAAGCAGCCAAGAAUGGCAAGCCAGGCUAUGACGACACCACUCUUCCCCUGAUGGAGAAGAACCAAGGUCAGUCUGUGAUGGCAGGCGAGACUGGGGAUCCUCCGGGCCUGGCCUACUGUGGUGAACUGAGCACCAAGAAAAAUGGAAGUGGUGAUAUGAUACCUAUGGACGAGCUUGGUCCAGAUGGCUACUCCACCAUCGACCAGAGAGACAAAGACUGCAAGUACAAGAGUAGUGGAGACGGGUCAGUGGACCUGUCAGAACGCGAGCCAUUAAAGAAUGACACAAAUAGGAAACACUAUGUCAGGAGUAACAGGCCUGCAGUCAAACUGGUGGAUGCUUGUGACGUUAAACCUCAGCCUGUUGACUCCUGGGUCUAAAUGCAUGCAUGGCUUAAAUAACGACAGCGUAACAUCUAAACUAGAGGAUCUCCCAUGUCAUCACUGCCAUAACACAUGGAACUCAUUUUGAUGUUGACUCGUCAGCAGAUAGACUUUGUAAAAGAAACAAUCAUCCAACAACCAAUGUUUCAUGCUUUUGAAUCAGCAAAUGAAAUUAUGUAUAAAAAAAGAAAGAAAAGAAAAUCUAAAAACGACUACUUGUCAUAUCUACAUUCCCCACUGGAUGGACAGGUAUAGGGUACCCUAACAACAAGGACUGACUGGAGCAGCACUGCAUGGUGUCAGGAUGUAGGUAUAGGGUACCCUAACAACAAGGACUGACUGGAGCAGCACUGCAUGGUGUCAGGAUGUAGGUAUAGGGUACCCUAACAACAAGGACUGACUGGAGCAGCACUGCAUGGUGUCAGGAUGUAGGUAUAGGGUACCCUAACAGCAAGGACUGACUGGAGCAGCACUGCAUGGUGUCAGGAUGUAGGUAUAGGGUACCCUAACAGCAAGGACUCUGACUGGAGCAGCACUGCAUGGUGUCAGGAUGGAAGAGGGGAAGUAGUCAUUGUCAUAGAGAUACAAGUAUUCUAGAGCUCUAUCUCUAUGGCAAUGUAUGGAGGACUGGUGGUGGGGGAGAGAAGGUGAUGAGAAGGUGAUGUUUGUUGGGAGGAAAGGAAGUGUGUUGGAAAGGAAAGGAGACAGUUUGCUUCUAAUAGUAUUUUUUUCUAUGUUACAAUUUAGCCUUUUGUUUAGGUUUUGUUUUUGUUGGUUUGUCUUUCGUCGAGGCACAGUAAAUUGUUUUUGUUUGUAAUAUCAUUUUUUAUUUUUGUUUUUUUGCUGGUCUUUGUUUUUGUUUGGGUUUCCCGGAUUGAAGAAGUGUGGACUGGUGUGGUAGAUGAAGGUUGGGUUGGUUUGAAGGACUUGAUGCUCGAAGAGCACUUAAAGGAACUGUAUACCUGCAAGUGUUGAUUGGACUUAAGGAAGUGAAAUGACGUGCAUUUGGUUGGGUUACUUAUAGCUGUUGAGCGAAACAAAAUGAAAAUAUAUUUUCAGUAUCGACACAGACUAGAGGUAUGUGUUUGCCGACGAUAUAUGAAUUGCUUGGUUGGUUGCAGUUUGUCAUUGAUAUGUAUUAAAGUUGAAGAGGAUAUAAGACAUUUUGUUUAUAAAUGGAUUGUGUUAAUUAAUGAAGGAAUGGAAAGUACAUGCUCCUGGUGUCAAAGGGUAGAAUCUAAAAGCAUUUUAUAUUUUUUGUUGGUUUUAUAAAUGUAUAUUAGGGUCAAAGAAAAACAAAAAGAGAACAGAGAAAACAAUAGACAACUCUUAGUUGUGUACUCAUAAUAGGUUGUUUGGGAAGCACAUUCAUUGGAUAAAAUAUCAUGUUUGUAAACAGAAAUAACCACAUCAUUUAAGUGUCAAAUCUGUAGUCAUGCUGAUCACAUGUUUAUAUUUUGUACUGUCGAGAAAACAAAACAAAACAUGAAGAGCUGUUAUUCAGCUUUCUUUUUAAAGGCGAGUUGAACUGAUGACCUGGUCUCCAAAUCUUUCAAGGAGAUGAAUAGAGGGAGGGAGGGGAUGGUUCAGCAGGGAUCCCUCAAGAGAUAAGACUGAGAGAAAAGAGGGAUGGAUGGGUGGAUACAGCAGCAGGGAUAGACAGAAGAUGUUAGACAGAAGUGUUACAAUUCCCUUCACAUUUCACACUGCAAUUUAUAUGAAGUCGCUGAGAACCUGAAAACAUGCUUUGAUUUCACUAAUGCAUCUUUAAAGAACUAUUUGAAACAAGCAUGAAAAAAUGUACAAAUGUUUAUAUUAUAUUAUUUUUAAGUGCCAGUUUUUGUGGUGUAAUUGGAUAUUAGUCAUUUAUAUCCGGAGAGGAGAGCAGUUUUCCUGUGGUUCAAGGCAGAAUUUGCAUCACGUAUGAAGUAUACAACAUCUGUUUGAUUAUUAUAUUUUUUGUGCCCUCUUCUAGGGGCAGUUGAAAUGUAGUAGUGCAGAUGAUUACGUCAUUGUCUUUUAAAAAGAGACGAGAAUAAAGGCUGAACUACACAUGUGGUUAAAGGUUUAGUAGUGGUUUUGUGAUUGUUUUAUCUCCAUCUCCAAGUGGACUCUCCACUAUGAACCUAUUCUGGGACUGGUGAGGGGACCCUCCACUAUUGGACAGCUUAACUCAUGCGUCAGCUAUAGGCAAAUGGCAUGUGCCUGCGUUGAAUGCCGAAUUUCUUUGUGAUGUGACUUUAUAAACUUGCAUAUUUUACACAGUGUUUACAAAGACUUAUGUGAUAUAAUAAAAAUGUAAAGUACAUGUAUUAAUAAACAUUUGAUUUCAGAGAAAAGCAUUGUAAUAAUAGCCCCACGUUAACGUCCUCCAUGUCCACAUACGUCCUCAAAACUGUGUGCUUUUCAUUGGAUUGUUCAUCUUUGACUGUCUAUUCCUGACUGCAUUUUGUAGUACCCAACCAGAGGACCUGGUGUUGUAUUUCUAUACAAAUGAGUCCAUGGGCUUGUUUGUGGACUGUGCUAACUGUGCUGUGAAAGAAAUGCAAGAAAAUGGGGCAGAAAUUGAAUCAAAUGAGCAAGACCUACCUGUGUAGAUAUCACUGAUUCAAACUCUUCAAAAUAAAGUAACUGUACUGCUCAGUAGCAAAUGUGUUUGUAACUAUCAUGUGCCUUAACAUUUUCCAUGGUACAUAAAGAUAUCAUUGUGUUUUAUAUAACUCUUUAUCCCUCCGCCGUUCCUUCUUCCUCCUCAUCCCCUUAUACCUCUCCUUUUCUCAUCUGUCAGCCUCCCUCCCUACAGUAUAUCUCUCCCCUUAUACCUCUCCUUUUCUCCUCUGUCAGCCUCCCUCCCUACAGUAUAUCUCUCCCCUUAUACCUCUCCUUUUCUCCUCUGUCAGCCUCCCUCCCUACAGUAUAUCUCUCCCCUUAUACCUCUCCUUUUCUCUUCUGUCAGCCUCCAUACAGUACAUCUCUCCCCUUAUACCUCUCCUUUUCUCUUCUGUCAGCCUCCCUCCCUACAGUAUAUCUCUCCCCUUCCCCUUCAUUUUACACACUCACACAUUCACCCACUCUGUCCUCAGUGUAGACUAGACUGUUGGUGGGUUUUUGCUUUGUAUUACAUUAUAUUAUAAACUUUUAAAAGAUAGAGACAUAAAACAUGGUUUGAGUUCAUAGAAGAGUACAUUAAUGCUUUCGUAGCUAUCAGAGCGAUGCCACAGUGACAGAAUGUAUUAUGUUGAUUUUACUAAUACCCAGAGGCAAGUGUUACGCUUGUUCAAAUAACAUAAAAAAUACUGAUUUGUAGAGUAUCAAUUUGGUGUGUUUUCAAUAAACCAUGCCUGGAAAGAA
Messenger RNA from Oncorhynchus kisutch (coho salmon), 7492 nucleotides. RefSeq names its product ARVCF delta catenin family member b (gene arvcfb). Gene Ontology annotation, molecular function: protein binding. The record is from RefSeq and is a predicted model, not a curated record. Gene Ontology annotation, cellular component: plasma membrane; adherens junction; cytoplasm. The transcript is spliced from 23 exons. Lineage: Eukaryota; Metazoa; Chordata; Actinopteri; Salmoniformes; Salmonidae. Gene Ontology annotation, biological process: cell-cell adhesion. The coding region runs from base 848 to 4138 and encodes 1096 amino acids.